This is a messenger RNA of Theobroma cacao (cacao), 1492 nucleotides long. The record is from RefSeq and is a predicted model, not a curated record. Lineage: Eukaryota; Viridiplantae; Streptophyta; Magnoliopsida; Malvales; Malvaceae.
CCCUUUUUCUUCCUUCUUUCUUUUCUCCUCUGCCACCAGCGUCACUUUCUCUUCUCAUAGAAUUUCCUUUCAAUCAGUUCCUUCCUUCAAUCACCGUCCUAAUUUCUUCAUCCGCCGCUCCAAUUUUCCGGGCAUUCGAGCCCAACAGUCGGAGACCAAAUCCCCGAAAAGGGGAGAGGAGGAAGAUGCGUUGAAAGUGAAGGAAUGGGAAGUUGGAAAGUUCCCAAACGAAGUCGCUGCGAGUCCAGGCAUAAGAACAAGGCGAAGACCGCCUACGGGUCCGCCGUUGCAUUAUUCCGUUUGCAAAACGAGGGUAACACUCCUCGCAAUAUUCUCGAAGAAAUCAUUUGGCAGUACAAAUUGAUCCAACAAUUCUGUCUAGAAAUUAAGUCAGUUAUCAAAGUGAGGCUACCUUCAAUGGAUGAAAAGGUUGCCUUGGUUCCUUGGGCAGAUAUGCUCAACCAUAGCUGUGAGGUGGAAACAUUUUUGGAUUAUGACAGAUCAUCACAUGGGGUUGUCUUUACAACAGAUCGGGCUUAUCAGCCAGGUGAGCAGGUUUUCAUAUCAUAUGGCAAAAAAUCUAAUGGAGAGCUGUUGUUAUCUUAUGGAUUUGUUCCAAAAGAGGGCACAAAUCCUAGUGAUUCAGUAGAGCUAUCUCUAUCGCUUAAAAAAUCUGACAAAUGUUAUAAGGAGAAGUUGGAAGCUUUAAGGAAGCAUGGAUUGUCUGCUUCUCAGUGUUAUCCUAUACAAAUCACUGGUUGGCCACUGGAGUUAAUGGCAUAUGCUUACCUGGCAGUCAGCCCUCCAAGCAUGAGCCCGCAGUUUGAAGAGAUGGCUGCUGCAGCAUCAAAUAAAUCUACAACCAAGAAGGACUUAAGAUACCUUGAAAUUGAAGAAAAAGCACUGCAAUUUAUUCUUGACAGUUGCGAGUCAAGCAUAUCAAAAUACUCCAAAUUCUUGCAGGCAAGUGGCUCCAUGGAUUUGGAUGUGACAUCUCCAAAGCAACUAAACCGAGGAGUGUUUCUGAAACAGCUAGCAGUAGAUUUAUGUACAAGUGAGCAGAGAAUACUAUUUCGUGCUCAACAUAUACUGAGGAGGAGAUUGAGGGAUAUGAGGAGUGGUGAACUGAGAGCUUUAAGGAUCUUCGAUGGAUUGCAAAACAUUUUUAAAUAAAGGUUUCCUUCAUGCGGCCUGUUCUUGGUUUUGGGGAUGAACAGAGUUAGUUUAUGUCUGGUGGAGUUCUGCUGUAAACUCAAACCUAGGGAGUUAAAGUGAGGCAAGGCAACUUACAGAAAUUCUGCCCCGUUCAAUGUAACAAUGUAAUGUUCUGACAUGAAUCCCUAUAAAGAAGCAACUGUUUUUUAAGUUACUUACAUUAUCUGCAAACAUUGCUUGUAAUGUUGCUUGCGUAUACAGGCAUUGAUUGAUCAAAAUGUAUGAUUUAUGAACUCCACCAUGCCUGCCCAAUGGUGCAUUAAAGCUUGGUCCUCAA